Molecule: messenger RNA, 4454 nt
Organism: Rhinopithecus roxellana (golden snub-nosed monkey)
Lineage: Eukaryota; Metazoa; Chordata; Mammalia; Primates; Cercopithecidae
Exons: 3
Coding region: 1542-4454 (970 amino acids)
Source: RefSeq, a predicted model, not a curated record
CAGGCUGGUCUUGAACUCCUGACCUCAGGUGAUCCGCCCGCCUUGGCCUCCCAAAUUGCUAGGAUUACAGGCGUAAGCCACUGCACCCAGGCUUUGCUGUCAUUUUAACCAUGAAAUGGAACUCUUCAGAGGAAGCAAUGUCUAUGUAUUAGCCUACAGUUAAUGCAGAGUCCUCACUGUGAUGAUCGUAAUUUCAAUUGCUGGCUUUAGAUCAAGGCUAUUUAUUUAGCUCUGCCCUGUUCAUCACAGGUGGUUGCCAGGCACUUGAAAUGUGGCUAGUCUCAACUGGGAUACGGGAGAAGGAAGACUUCAACUUCUGGUUCAAAUGGAAUAGUAGUGACCAGAUUUACCCUCCUGCCUGAUGCAAACAAAAGUCCCAAAGAAACCAGACAAAAUAUAACAGUGGGUCUCAUGUACACCUGACAGCGGAGGACAGAGACCUAAGAGACUGGAGAAACCAAGCUUAGUUCUCGACUCUGUCUUAAGCCUCCUGGGAACAGCGACGGUGGGUCUCAUACAGCAAGAGGGGCGUGCUUGGGCCCUGCACAGCAAUCAUUGACCUGGACACCCAACAUGUUCCCUAACAACAACGGUGUGUCCUGUACAGCCAGAGGGGCGUGCUUGAGCCCUGCACAGCAGUCGUCAGUCUGGAGACCCAACGUGUUCCCUUGGCUGUUUUCAGUGCCAUCCCUGAGACGGGAAUAUUUUGAUGUGAUCAAACUAUUAAAUCAAACGUCCAGCUUUUGAAGACUGUGUAAUCAGGGAUCUCAUGUGGUCAGGACAGAGGACAGAGAGUGAUCAAAUCAAUGACACUUUUUAUGUUUUGUCUUCUCUGGGUCAGCACUGCUCUGCCAAGGGGGACAAACCCUGCAAGGCCCUGCUUGGAAAACGAUGAUGCCAUUGACGGUUAAAACAUCCAGCAGCAAGGGCCUGGCCUGGGGCACAGUGUCAGGUCCGCAGCAGGCCACGUGACGGUCUGGCAGUGAGUGAGUCACUGAAUACUGCUGAGCCCCAGGCCCACUCAUGUGGAGUGGAGGCGACGCCUGCCUCCCCGCCUUGCUGUGAGGACUUGGUGGCCCACUGUGCAUGGAAACAACUUAUAAACCACAGAGUUUGCUAAAAAUGCUUUGUGAGAUCCAUGCACAAAACAGAAAAAUAAAAACUGCAAGCACAAAAAGAAAUGAGAACUAUGCAGUGCUGUCCCUGUAUUAAUAGAGAGGCUGCAACGUGGUUUAGUAGACACAGGAUAGCAUUGAGCAUCAGAAAUAACUGUAUCCUGCCCUGCCACCGACUUACUGACUAGCAAGUCAUGUGUCCUCGCUGCCUCGGUUUCCUCAUCUGGAAUUGAGGGAUUGCGUGAAAGGCCUCAAAGGGCCAUUCCAACACAAGCGUUCUCUGAUUCCAACCCCAGUCCUCUGCAGUUGCCUUGAAGACACCAUAGAAAGAGGGCAUAGGAUGUUUGCAUCUCUUAGGAAGAGAGCACACCCAGCAGCUACAAGUACAAUGGCAGCCUCUGAUUCUGUUUCCAGCUGCCUUUGAAAAUGGUGUUAUUACUAGGAAGGAAGGACACCAAUCCACUGCUAAACUGCGCAAAAGGCAUGGAAGUCCUCCGUCCAGGACGGUUCUCAAACGCGGUCCACGAGCUUCUCCGAGCCUGGCUGCCUUUCCGUCCAGGAUGGUUCUCAAACGCGGUCCACGAGCUUCUCCGAGCCUGGCUGCCUUUCCGUCCAGGACGGUUCUCAAACGCGGUCCACGAGCUUCUCCGAGCCUGGCUGCCUUUCCGUCCAGGACGGUUCUCAAACGCGGUCCACGAGCUUCUCCGAGCCUGGCUGCCUUUCCGUCCAGGACGGUUCUCAAACGCGGUCCACGAGCUUCUCCGAGCCUGGCUGCCUUUCCGUCCAGGACGGUUCUCAAACGCGGUCCACGAGCUUCUCCGAGCCUGGCUGCCUUUCCGUCCAGGACGGUUCUCAAACGCGGUCCACGAGCUUCUCCGAGCCUGGCUGCCUUUCCGUCCAGGACGGUUCUCAAACGCGGUCCACGAGCUUCUCCGAGCCUGGCUGCCUUUCCGUCCAGGAUGGUUCUCAAACGCGGUCCACGAGCUUCUCCGAGCCUGGCUGCCUUUCCGUCCAGGAUGGUUCUCAAACGCGGUCCACGAGCUUCUCCGAGCCUGGCUGCCUUUCCGUCCAGGAUGGUUCUCAAACGCGGUCCACGAGCUUCUCCGAGCCUGGCUGCCUUUCCGUCCAGGAUGGUUCUCAAACGCGGUCCACGAGCUUCUCCGAGCCUGGCUGCCUUUCCGUCCAGGAUGGUUCUCAAACGCGGUCCACGAGCUUCUCCGAGCCUGGCUGCCUUUCCGUCCAGGAUGGUUCUCAAACGCGGUCCACGAGCUUCUCCGAGCCUGGCUGCCUUUCCGUCCAGGAUGGUUCUCAAACGCGGUCCACGAGCUUCUCCGAGCCUGGCUGCCUUUCCGUCCAGGAUGGUUCUCAAACGCGGUCCACGAGCUUCUCCGAGCCUGGCUGCCUUUCCGGUCCAGGAUGGUUCUCAAACGCGGUCCACGAGCUUCUCCGAGCCUGGCUGCCUUUCCGUCCAGGAUGGUUCUCAAACGCGGUCCACGAGCUUCUCCGAGCCUGGCUGCCUUUCCGUCCAGGAUGGUUCUCAAACGCGGUCCACGAGCUUCUCCGAGCCUGGCUGCCUUUCCGUCCAGGAUGGUUCUCAAACGCGAUCCACGAGCUUCUCCGAGCCUGGCUGCCUUUCUGGUCCAGGAUGGUUCUCAAACGCGAUCCACGAGCUUCUCCGAGCCUGGCUGCCUUUCUGGUCCAGGAUGGUUCUCAAACGCGAUCCACGAGCUUCUCCGAGCCUGGCUGCCUUUCUGGUCCAGGAUGGUUCUCAAACGCGAUCCACGAGCUUCUCCGAGCCUGGCUGCCUUUCUGGUCCAGGAUGGUUCUCAAACGCGAUCCACGAGCUUCUCCGAGCCUGGCUGCCUUUCUGGUCCAGGAUGGUUCUCAAACGCGAUCCACGAGCUUCUCCGAGCCUGGCUGCCUUUCUGGUCCAGGAUGGUUCUCAAACGCGAUCCACGAGCUUCUCCGAGCCUGGCUGCCUUUCUGGUCCAGGAUGGUUCUCAAACGCGAUCCACGAGCUUCUCCGAGCCUGGCUGCCUUUCUGGUCCAGGAUGGUUCUCAAACGCGAUCCACGAGCUUCUCCGAGCCUGGCUGCCUUUCUGGUCCAGGAUGGUUCUCAAACGCGAUCCACGAGCUUCUCCGAGCCUGGCUGCCUUUCUGGUCCAGGAUGGUUCUCAAACGCGAUCCACGAGCUUCUCCGAGCCUGGCUGCCUUUCUGGUCCAGGAUGGUUCUCAAACGCGAUCCACGAGCUUCUCCGAGCCUGGCUGCCUUUCUGGUCCAGGAUGGUUCUCAAACGCGAUCCACGAGCUUCUCCGAGCCUGGCUGCCUUUCUGGUCCAGGAUGGUUCUCAAACGCGAUCCACGAGCUUCUCCGAGCCUGGCUGCCUUUCUGGUCCAGGAUGGUUCUCAAACGCGAUCCACGAGCUUCUCCGAGCCUGGCUGCCUUUCUGGUCCAGGGAUGGUUCUCAAACGCGAUCCACGAGCUUCUCCGAGCCUGGCUGCCUUUCUGGUCCAGGAUGGUUCUCAAACGCGAUCCACGAGCUUCUCCGAGCCUGGCUGCCUUUCUGGUCCAGGAUGGUUCUCAAACGCGAUCCACGAGCUUCUCCGAGCCUGGCUGCCUUUCUGGUCCAGGAUGGUUCUCAAACGCGAUCCACGAGCUUCUCCGAGCCUGGCUGCCUUUCUGGUCCAGGAUGGUUCUCAAACGCGAUCCACGAGCUUCUCCGAGCCUGGCUGCCUUUCUGGUCCAGGAUGGUUCUCAAACGCGAUCCACGAGCUUCUCCGAGCCUGGCUGCCUUUCUGGUCCAGGAUGGUUCUCAAACGCGAUCCACGAGCUUCUCCGAGCCUGGCUGCCUUUCUGGUCCAGGAUGGUUCUCAAACGCGAUCCACGAGCUUCUCCGAGCCUGGCUGCCUUUCUGGUCCAGGAUGGUUCUCAAACGCGAUCCACGAGCUUCUCCGAGCCUGGCUGCCUUUCUGGUCCAGGAUGGUUCUCAAACGCGAUCCACGAGCUUCUCCGAGCCUGGCUGCCUUUCUGGUCCAGGAUGGUUCUCAAACGCGAUCCACGAGCUUCUCCGAGCCUGGCUGCCUUUCUGGUCCAGGAUGGUUCUCAAACGCGAUCCACGAGCUUCUCCGAGCCUGGCUGCCUUUCUGGUCCAGGAUGGUUCUCAAACGCGAUCCACGAGCUUCUCCGAGCCUGGCUGCCUUUCUGGAGAAGUGGGAACCUUUCCAGAUGGUCACCUCAAUGAGUCCAACAGAGGUUGCAGCCCGUCCACCGACAGAAUCAGUUUGGAUAAGAAAAGUUGCCCAAGAUGGGUCCUGGUCACCCCCAGCCCCUACCCCUAG